Molecule: messenger RNA, 2961 nt
Organism: Durusdinium trenchii
Lineage: Eukaryota; Dinophyceae; Suessiales; Symbiodiniaceae
Source: the annotation of a GenBank genome assembly
UCAAAAUCCCAACACCACCUCGCCCCAUGUGAUUCCUUGGCAUGGCCGAUGCUUGCUGAAGUGGAUCAAGUGCUGGAGCGGCUCCGCCAGAGUGAUCCCAAUGGUUGGAGCGAGUUGAGUCGAUGCCUGGACAGCCUCAGCUCGGAGCAGUUCGUCCGCUUCUGCGAGCAGCUCCGUAAGUUGCCCAGCACCGCGCCGGGCCCGGGCGCCGAACUGAGCGCGCGCCUGGCGCAGCGGGUGGCCAAUGCCUUGGAAGAGGUGGAACACAAGACGGAGACAGUUUCUGCAAGUCUCUUGCUUCUCUUGCAGCGUUGUCUUGGCAGUUUAGAGCACUCGCAGCUGGAGCAGCUGCAGCUGCAACAGCGCCUGCUGCCAGCGCUGAAGCGCAGCCGGAGCCUUGCAAGCUCCGCGCAGGCCAUGGUCUGUUUGCAGAGGCUGGCAGAGGAGAAGAGCUCCAUGGGCUCGGCUGAGUUGGCUGCAGCUGUGUUGGCCGCGUUGCAGCUCUGCUCGGAAGUGGUCUUGCAGCGCAGCAGCCGGGCGAUGCUGCGGGAGGCGGUGCAGCUCCUGCAGGCUCUGCCGCAGGUGUUGGAGGUGACGGGCGACACCUUAGAGGCUUCGGCGCUGACGGCGCUGGCGCAUUUGCAGCCCUUGGCCGUGUUGGGCGCUCCCUACGUUUUGCCCCGCCGCACCGCCGCCGAGGUCUCGGGGCGCGCCGAGGUCUCGUCCUCGGUCUCAUGGUCGGAGACUGAGCCGCAGAGCGCGGCCGAGCGGAAGGGCAAGGGACGUGGUGAAGGCAAGGACGCCGUGACGGCCUUGCAAACGUUACAGGCACAGUGCCGAAGCUUGUCGCUGAGGAACUUUGCACAGCUCUUCAAGCUAUGGCCGAAGGCCUUCUUUGGACGCUGGCCCUUGGUCCUCGACUUCCAAUCUGGUGAGGUGUGCCGCCCAGGAAGCGGAAUUCAGCGGCCCAUGCUGCUGUCGAUUUGUGAUCGUGAUCCGGUGGUGCGUGUACGGCAGCAGGCCUUGUCCGCAUUAGUGGCCUUGCUUCAGGCGCCCCAACUGAAGGCAUGGCCCGUUCCACUGGAGACCUCCCAGAAAGCGCAGAGCAGUACCUCCCUCACUGGACAGUUGGCGAUGACGAUCCGACAGAGCCAUGCGCUGGUGAUGGAGCUCAUGGAUGGAGAUGAGCUGAAUCAACUGAACGCCUUGCGCGCCUGUGCUGAUCUUGUGGCCUCCACACCUUAUAGCAAGCUCCAAAGUGGCUUGAUCACCAGCCUCCUUGACAAGCUCUUGGCCUUCGCCUACCAGAGCGAGUUGAAACUUGAGGCUUCUCCACCAGUGCUGGCCCUCGUCCUGGCCUUGAGCUCGCUGCUGAAGCGCGAGGACUGCGCCGCCGAGAUCACGAAGGCCCUCUUUCGGACGCGCCGUCCGAGCGGGCCGAGCGCAGUGGCGGCCUGCGCGGGCGAGGCUUCUGCAGACUGGCUUUUCCAGCAGAUGCUCCGCUUGAUGACCGAGACGCCCGAGAUGAAGCCCCAGACGCCGACGGGUGCCCGACGUACCGACGGGCGCAAAGACCGGGGGAAGCGGCCCGAGACGCCCGAGGAGCCCUUGAUGAUUCAGGAGUUCGCCCUGCUGACAGGCCGCUUAGCGCUCUUCGUCCCAGCAGCUUUGCCGGAGUCCACUCUGACUCUUCUAGAGCAGCUGGUGCUGUCUUUCGUGAGCCAACAGAGCUCCAUGUUGCGGCUUCGAGCUUUUCGCCUGCUGAACGACCUGCCGCUCUCCGAGGCUUGGCAGUUCUCUCCCAGUUUUCUGGAGCAGCUCUUCCAAAUCUCUCAACGUCCAGAACCCAUUGCUUCAGUCCGCCAGAGCCUCCUCAGCGCUCUGCCUGGCCUCGUGCGCUGCUCCGCGCGCUCUGAGCUCACGGAGGAGCACCCGCUGCGGCAGGUGCUGCGGCAGGGGCUCCAGGACGUGAAUGGCGGUGUUCGAACCGCCGCAGCACAGGCGCUGGGUGCCAUGGCGUCCAGGUUCGAGUUGGAUGCCGUGCAGUGGCUGAUCCCCUUGGCCGCCGAUCCCACAGGCGACGUGCGCUCGGCCUCCGCCACGGCGCUGGCCAGCUUCGCGCCGCGGCUGGGCGAAGGUCCGCUGCGGACGGAGGUCGCAGAGGUCCUCCUGCCGCUCUGCUCCGACGCGUCCGACAAGGCCAGAGCCUCUGGGCUGCGCGCCGUCGGCUGUCUGGCCGAAGGCUUUGCUGAAAUGCCACGUUCGCUGGCGGAAAGCCUGGCCAAGCUGCUGACUGCAGCUGUGGCGCAACCCCCGCCCAAGUGCCAGUGGAACGCCUGCCGCUCGGCCGGGCAACUGGCUGUCUGCGCCAGCCAUCUUCCACAGGUGAUUCAAGAGCUGAUGGAUGCCCUUUGUGAGCUCCUGGGCACAGAGAACCUCAAGGUACGGAUCCAGGCAGUGGUGGCAUUGCAGCAAGUGACGGUGGUGAGCGACCAGAAGGAGGUGAUUAAGGUUGCGGCUGAGAAGGCCUUGAGCCGCAUUAGCUGCACUCCUCCACCAGGACUGGAGGAGCCCAAGGAGCGGCAAAGCUACCUGGAGCAACUGAAAGCAGAGCUCCUUCGGCUCUUGGAGUCGACGGCUUCGCCCAACGCGCGGACGCGCGCGGACGAGCGGACGACCGACGGGGGCGACGAAAAGAUGCGCGGGCCGGCGACCGACGGGUGGUGCGGAGAGCCUGGGAAGGUCUGUGAGAUGUGGUGCAACGUGUUGUCCGACACGGAUAUCCCAGUUGUUGUGAUCAAAGGAGCCUUGGAAGAUGUGGAGUCCACUGGAUCCAUGGGGGAUCCAUCGUGGGAGGGUGAAGAGGAAGUGGAGCUGGGCACCCCCUUUCCCGUGAUGGACCGACCGCCGCAUGAGGGAGAGUUUACCGUGGAGGAGGAUCGCAUGGUGACGCUUGGGUGA